AGACCUGGAUCAUGUGGAGAUGAGUAAAAUGAGGCUCAGAAGAAAAGCUGGUGGGGCCACACUCCUAACAGGUGAUGGAGCUAGUAUUCCAACUCAGGUCUGCUCAAAUCUAAAGCCCACACUUUUAACUUCUGUACUGUACUACCUCAAGAUCUCUGGGGCGCAGUGCUCCGAAUUCCCGGAAGAACAGCAGAGAAUCGCAGGAUUGUGCGGGUGGCCGCGGUUGCUGCUGCAGCGGCGGCGCUGACAGGGCACGCGCUCUAUGCCUUUCCGGCUGCUCGUCCCGUUUGGCCCGUGUGCGCUGCUGCCCCUGCACCAUGGUGCGCCCGGCCCGGAUGGCACCGCGCCCGACCCCGCCCACUACAGGGAGCGAGUCAAGGCCCUGUUCUACCACGCCUACGACAGCUACCUGGAGAAUGUUCCCUACGACGAGCUGCGACCUCUCACCUGUGACGGGCACGACACCUGGGGCAGUUUUUCUCUGACUCUUAUUGAUGCUCUGGACACCUUGUUGAUUUUAGGGAAUAUCUCAGAAUUCCAAAGAGUGGUUGAAGUGCUCCAGGACAACGUGGACUUUGAUAUUGAUGUGAACGCCUCUGUGUUUGAAACCAACAUCCGAGUGGUAGGAGGACUUCUGUCUGCUCACCUGCUAUCAAAGAGGGCUGGGGUAGAAGUGGAGGCUGGAUGGCCCUGCUCGGGACCUCUCCUGAGGAUGGCUGAGGAGGCAGCCCGGAAACUCCUCCCAGCCUUUCAGACCCCCACUGGCAUGCCAUAUGGAACGGUGAACCUGCUUCACGGCGUGAACCCGGGAGAGACUCCUGUCACCUGCACAGCAGGGAUUGGGACCUUCAUCGUGGAAUUUGCCACCCUGAGCAGCCUCACCGGUGACCCUGUGUUCGAAGACGUGGCCAGAGUGGCCCUGAUGCGCCUCUGGGAGAGCCGGUCAGAUAUUGGGCUGGUCGGCAACCACAUCGACGUGCUCACUGGCAAGUGGGUGGCCCAGGACGCGGGCAUCGGGGCUGGCGUGGACUCCUACUUUGAGUACCUGGUAAAAGGAGCCAUCCUGCUUCAGGAUAAGAAGCUCAUGGCCAUGUUCCUAGAAUAUAACAAAGCCAUUCGGAAUUACACCCGCUUUGAUGACUGGUACCUGUGGGUGCAGAUGUACAAGGGGACUGUGUCCAUGCCAGUCUUCCAGUCUCUGGAGGCCUACUGGCCUGGUCUUCAGACCCUCAUUGGGGACAUUGACAAUGCCAUGAGGACCUUCCUCAACUACUACACCGUCUGGAAGCAGUUUGGGGGGCUCCCGGAAUUCUACAACAUUCCUCAGGGAUAUACAGUGGAGAAGCGAGAGGGUUACCCGCUUCGACCAGAACUCAUUGAGAGCGCCAUGUACCUCUACCGUGCCACGGGGGACCCCACUGUCUUAGAACUCGGAAGAGAUGCCGUGGAAUCCAUCGAAAAAAUCAGCAAGGUGGAAUGUGGGUUUGCCACAAUCAAAGAUCUGCGAGACCACAAGCUUGACAACCGCAUGGAGUCUUUCUUCCUGGCCGAGACCGUGAAAUACCUCUACCUGCUGUUUGACCCGACCAACUUCAUCCACAACAAUGGCUCCACCUUCGAUGCGGUGAUAACCCCCUACGGGGAGUGCAUCCUGGGGGCCGGGGGUUACAUCUUCAACACAGAAGCGCACCCCAUCGACCCCGCUGCCCUGCACUGUUGCCGGAGGCUGAAGGAAGAGCAGUGGGAAGUGGAAGAUCUGAUGAGGGAAUUCUACUCUCUCAAACGGAAUAGGUCGAGAUUUCAGAAAAAAACUAUGAGCUCAGGGCCAUGGGAACCCCCAGCAGGGCCAGGAACAUUGUCCUCCCCUGAAAACUAUGACCGGGCAAGGGAGAAGAAGCCCGCCAAGCAGAAAAUCCCACUUCUCAGCUGCCCUAGUCAGCCCUUUACCUCAAAGUUGGCAUUACUGGGACAGGUUUUCCUAGAUUCCUCAUAACCACUGGAUGAUACUUUGUUUGUUUUUGAAACUAUAACAAUAAAUCUGCUUUUGAUGAU
Molecule: messenger RNA, 2052 nt
Organism: Balaenoptera musculus (blue whale)
Lineage: Eukaryota; Metazoa; Chordata; Mammalia; Artiodactyla; Balaenopteridae
Gene: EDEM2
Product: ER degradation enhancing alpha-mannosidase like protein 2
Biological process (GO): mannose trimming involved in glycoprotein ERAD pathway; endoplasmic reticulum mannose trimming; carbohydrate metabolic process
Cellular component (GO): membrane; endoplasmic reticulum
Molecular function (GO): calcium ion binding; mannosyl-oligosaccharide 1,2-alpha-mannosidase activity
Source: RefSeq, a predicted model, not a curated record